Messenger RNA from Diversispora eburnea, 642 nucleotides. Lineage: Eukaryota; Fungi; Glomeromycota; Glomeromycetes; Diversisporales; Diversisporaceae. The record is from the annotation of a GenBank genome assembly.
UUGAUUAUGGUAAUUAUCACGACCAUGAACAAGUUGAUUAUGGUAAUUAUCACGACCAUGAACAAGUUGAUUAUGGUAAUUAUCACGACCAUGAACAAGUUGAUUAUGGUAAUUAUCACGACCAUGAACAAGUUGAUUAUGGUAAUUAUCACGACCAUGAACAAGUUGAUUAUGGUAAUUAUCACGACCAUGAACAAGUUGAUUAUGGUAAUUAUCACGACCAUGAACAAGAUUAUGAUAAUGAUCACAACCAUGAGCAACGAGAUGAAGAAUUGAUAGGUUCAGCUGAACAAGCGGAGACAAACCAGAUUAAUACUUCUAAUACUCCAACUCGAACAAGCAGAUGUUCGUCAAGUCCACCGUCUUCACUUGAAACCAACAAUAACAAUGAUGCUGAGGAGGGUUCGAUACCAUUAACUCAGUUGUUUCGAAAAGCCUGUCGUGCAGAAACGCAGAUGAUUAAUGUUAACCAUGAAGAAAUUUUGUGCUGGUAUCAUUAUGGCAAAGGAUACAUGGACCGGGUAGAAGAUAUUAUGAAUUUUCAGGGAUGUGGGGAAAAUAUAGCCAGGAAAGAUGUCUAUAACGAAAUCAUGAACCAUCUUCCGGGUUUUAAUAGAAACAAUGUUCGAAAUAAGACACAAG